Macadamia integrifolia is the source of this 1239-nucleotide messenger RNA. RefSeq names its product protein RKD4-like. The transcript is spliced from 2 exons. Bases 107 to 1024 code for a protein of 305 amino acids. The record is from RefSeq and is a predicted model, not a curated record. NCBI's taxonomy places the organism in Eukaryota, Viridiplantae, Streptophyta, Magnoliopsida, Proteales, Proteaceae. Gene Ontology annotation, molecular function: DNA-binding transcription factor activity.
CCACAAAACUGUAACUCCUUUGCACGAAUUCCAAUCCUCCUCUCAUUCGCUCUCCAUCCAAAUUUAAACCCUCUUUCUCUUCGAGAUUUCAGAAUAGCCCAAAAAAAUGGAUUCUAACAUCUUAACAGAUUUUGAAUCUGAGGAGCUCUUCUUGGAAUGGCUCUGCAAGUCUGAACCUUUUGAGCUUCACUGUGGGAAAGAAAUUACCCAGACGAUGGGAGAUACAUUCGAUUGUUUCCCUCCUCAGAACAGUAUCUCUGGAGUACAUUACGACCCUUCUGUUAAUUCAUCAAUGGAGAAAGAUUUGAUUUCACAGCUCCCGCCACCCCCAAAUUUGAAUUUGGAAUUUCAAGAUUUUGAUGAUUUUGACUGGGUCGAACAAUAUUUUUCUGCAAAUUAUGACUCCAGUGGCAUAAUCAAUCUGCCACCACUACAAGAAGCAAAACCAACUUUGAUUCAGCAAGAAUUCAAUGACUACUGUAAUGGGAACAACUUCACUGGAGAUAGCUGGAGUGAGAAUUUGAGCAAAACAGAAGUGGAAAGCGUGGGUUCUUCUGGUACAAGAACGUCUGAUGAAGAUGCGAAGAGGAAAGGUAGCAGAAGAUCCAAAUCCGUUGAGAUAGAAUUAGAAGAAAUUAAGAAACAUUUUAAUGUUCCCAUAACUAAGGCAGCAAGAGAGAUGAAGGUGGGUUUGACAGUGUUGAAGAAAAGAUGCAGGGACCUCAAUAUCAAGAGAUGGCCCCAUAGGAAGAUGAAGAGCUUGUCAUCUCUCAUUGAAAAUGUCAAGGUAUAUAAUGAACUUAACGAUUCUGGUAAAAUUGUUUUGCCCCAUUUAUUGAAAAUUAAAUUGCACUUGCAGGAAUUGGGUUUGACGAGGGAAUUAGAGAUGUUGGAAGAACACAGAAGGCUAAUGGAGAAACUUCCAGAGGUGGAAUUGACAGAGGAUACAAAGAAGCUAAGGCAGGCUUGCUUCAAAGCCAAAUACAAGAAUCGAAGGUCCUCCUUGGAUGCUGUUCUUGCUUGACAAACCAGAUUAAUUGACAUAGUAACAACAAUUCAAUCUCUCUCUCUCUCUCUCUCUAUAUAUCUCUAUAAUCUGUAUAUCAAGCAUAACAAAAUGAAAACCUUGCAGAUACCCACUUCUUAGUUUCUGUGUGUCCAUUUCUCAGUUUCUGUGUGUGUCUUAUCAAGAAAUGGCUUUACCAAAUCAAUAUCCAAUGCAUGCAAGUCAAAAAGAAG